This is a messenger RNA of Zychaea mexicana, 999 nucleotides long. RefSeq names its product heme peroxidase. NCBI's taxonomy places the organism in Eukaryota, Fungi, Mucoromycota, Mucoromycetes, Mucorales, Lichtheimiaceae. The transcript has 6 exons. Gene Ontology annotation, biological process: hydrogen peroxide catabolic process; response to reactive oxygen species; cellular response to oxidative stress. Bases 1 to 999 code for a protein of 332 amino acids. The record is from RefSeq and is a predicted model, not a curated record. Gene Ontology annotation, molecular function: heme binding; peroxidase activity.
AUGUAUCGUGGAUAUUCUACCAGCAACGGUGGCAACAAAUCGGGCAACAACACCUUGUUGUUCCUAGGUUUGGCCACUCUGGGCGGUGCUGGUGGAUAUUACUAUCACACCUCAAACCAGUCCGUCAAGACCGCUUCGCCUGAAGCCACGCAAGCAAAGACCAAGAGCGUCGACUACAAUCAAGUAUACAAGGAUAUUGCCGAGCUUUUGGAUGAGGAUUCCGAAUAUGAUGACGGCUCUUAUGGUCCAGUCUUUGUUCGUCUCGCAUGGCACGCUUCUGGUACUUAUGACAAGGAUACCAAGACUGGCGGUAGCAAUGGCGCCACAAUGCGCUUUGAGCCCGAAGCAACUCAUGGUGCCAACAACGGCUUGCACAUAGCACGCAACAUCCUCGAAAAGAUUCACAAAAAAUACCCUGAGAUUAGCUAUGGCGACUUGUGGACCUUGGCUGGUAUCUGCGCAAUUCAAGAACUGGGCGGUCCUACCAUCCCAUGGAGACCUGGUCGACAAGAUGCUCUUACCGCCGAGACAUGCACACCCGAUGGCCGUCUUCCUGAUGCUACCAAGAAGGAAAACCAUGCUCGCGAUAUCUUUUACCGAAUGGGCUUUGAUGAUCAAGAAAUUGUCGCAUUGCUCGGUGGUCACGCAUUGGGUCGCUGCCACCCUGAUCGCAGUGGCUUUGAUGGUCCAUGGCAAGAAGCCCCUACUAUGUUUACCAACGAAUACUUCAAGGCUCUUGCUGAGCGAAAGUGGGUCAAGAAGACCUUGGCUAACGGUGGAUGGCAAUACGUCGACAAGAGCAACCCUGAUGUCAUGAUGUUGCCCAUCGAACUCGACAUGUACGCGGACAAGCAUUUCAAGAAAUAUUUCGACUUGUAUGCCAAGGAUGAAAACAAGUUCUUUGAGGACUUUGCAAAGGCUUUUAAGAAGCUUAUUGAGCUGGGAGUGCCUUUCAAGGGUGAUGAGAAGGUAUACGUGUUCCCCAAGACUGCCGAGUAA